AUGUGGAUUGGCCGAAAGAACUAUAAGGGAACACACGGAAUUCUGGACAAUAUCGAGAGGAACCAGACACUGGUCACAGAGUUUCUCCUUCUGGGCCUUGGAAACCUCCACAGAUUCCGGAUUCCACUCUUCAUCGUUUUUCUGAUUGCUCACAUCAUGGCCAUAACCAGCAAUGUCCUAGUUAUUACCUUGGUGGUGGCCAACCAGACUCUACACUCUCCCAUGUACUUCUUUCUCAGCCAGUUGUCCUUGUGUGAAAUCCUCUUCACCAGUAACCUUGUCCCUAACAUGUUAUGGUUGAUAUGGUUAAAAUUCUGUGACCUCGACGUCAUCAAUCACUUUUUUUGUGACAUUCCUCCACUUGUGGAGAUUUCAUGUUCCGAUACGUACUUCAUGAAACUGCUCACGUCUCUUGUGUCCCGUGCGGUGGUUCCUUUUCCAUUCUUGUUUAUUGUGGUGACCUACAUCUUCAUCCUCCGAGCCAUCCUGAAGAUCCCAUCUACCACCGGCAGAAAGAAAGCCUUCUCCACCUGCAGCUCCCAUCUUAUUGUUGUUUGUACGUACUAUGGCACGUUGUCUACAGUCUACAUCUUGCCACCAAGAGAGAACUCUGUAAACACCAACAAGGGCCUGUCUUUGCUUUACAUCUUGGUGACCCCUUUGUUCAAUCCUCUCGUCUACAGUUUGCGGAAUCAAGAUAUUAGAGCUGCCGCUGUCAAGUCUCUCAAAAUGUUGAGUUGGCAAAAGCUUUAG
Nanorana parkeri is the source of this 753-nucleotide messenger RNA. Its product is annotated as olfactory receptor 10A3-like. The transcript is spliced from 3 exons. Gene Ontology annotation, cellular component: membrane. Gene Ontology annotation, biological process: G protein-coupled receptor signaling pathway. The record is from RefSeq and is a predicted model, not a curated record. Gene Ontology annotation, molecular function: olfactory receptor activity; G protein-coupled receptor activity. Bases 1 to 753 code for a protein of 250 amino acids. NCBI's taxonomy places the organism in Eukaryota, Metazoa, Chordata, Amphibia, Anura, Dicroglossidae.